Messenger RNA from Vicia faba (fava bean), 1224 nucleotides. Lineage: Eukaryota; Viridiplantae; Streptophyta; Magnoliopsida; Fabales; Fabaceae. The record is from the annotation of a GenBank genome assembly.
AUGGAUCUUAGCUCUUCAAUCAUCUGCAUCCUUCUGCAUUCCCUUGUAUUUGUUUCCUUGAUUUAUUCUAAUAAUUCUCUAAAAAUUAAAAAACCAUUUGUUAAUCAAACUUUUCGAUCAGAGGAUGAACUUUAUAAGUUGAAUGAAAGCAUAGCUAUUCGUCUUAAGCAACUCAACAAGCCGGCAGUUAAAACAAUUCUGAGUCCCGAUGGUGAUAUCAUAGAUUGUGUUUUAACACAUCAACAACCAGCUUUUGAUCACCCUUUAUUGAAAGGACAAAAACCAUUGGGUCCUCCAGAUAUACCAAAAGGCAAUAAUCAAAUGGAUAAUUUCAAUGAAAGUGCUCAACUAUGGAGUUUAUCGGGUGAAUCAUGUCCGGAUGGAACAAUUCCAAUAAGAAGAAUAACAGAACAAGAUUUGCUAAGAGCUAGCUCUGAUAGUAGAUUUGGAAGAAAAUUCUCCAUCAUGGGCAGUAAUAGUCACCAACAUGCAAUUCAGUAUGUGCAGGAUGGAGAGUUCUAUGGAGCACAGGCGUCCUUGAAUGUGUGGAAUCCACAUGGAGAAACUCCAGAUCUAUUCAGCUUGGCUCAAAUGUGGGUAAUGGCGGGUACAUUUGAAAAAGACCUCAAUACCAUUGAAGUUGGUUGGCAGAUAGAUCAACGAUUCUAUGGGGACCGUCGCACUAGAUUUUUCAUUUUCUGGACGGCUGAUGCAUAUAGAAAUAGUUGCUACAACUUACAAUGCCCAGGUUUUGUUCAAACGAACAAAGAUAUUGCAUUUGGAGCUGCAAUUUCUCCAAUUUCUACAUAUAAUGGAAAGCAAUUUAAAAUUUCCUUAUCUGUAUGGAAGGAUGUAAAGACAGGAAAUUGGUGGCUUCGUUAUGGAUAUAAAAAUGUUGGGUAUUGGCCAUCCUCCUUAUUUACAAACCUGAAAGAUGUUGCAUCUAAGGUUCAUUGGGGUGGAGAAAUACUUAAUGAACAAUAUCCAAAGGCUUCUUCCAUCCAAAUGGGUAGUGGACACUUUCCUGAAGAGGGUUGGCAGAAAGCUGCAUAUUUUAACAAUAUUAAUGUUUUAAAUUCAAAAAGAGACUACUGGGUUCAGCCAACAAAUCUACAGAAUUAUGCAGAUAGCCCAAAUUGUUAUAAUGUAAAAGGAGGAGUUAGCCGUAACUGGGGGACUUUCUUUUACUAUGGUGGACCAGGCAGGAAUAAGAAUUGUCUCUAA